Messenger RNA from Zootoca vivipara (common lizard), 4798 nucleotides. NCBI's taxonomy places the organism in Eukaryota, Metazoa, Chordata, Lepidosauria, Squamata, Lacertidae. The record is from RefSeq and is a predicted model, not a curated record.
GGGGGCUGAAGGGAGGGGUUUUUGCAGGGGUCCAGAGGAAGGAGGGGGGUCUGCCCUGAGCAGCAGGAGGAUUUCAGCUGGGGUGGGGGGAGGGUUUGGGGUACCUCCUCCCUCCUGGGGGUCCUUGAAGGAAGGUUGGGGGUCUCUGUUGACUCUGGCUCAGCAGCUGGCAGACUCUCUUUUCGGGGGGGGCUCUCUCCCCCCAGAAAAUCAAGCUAUUGGCUUAAUCUGUUUCAUGAAAUGUAUAUGCCACUCGAUUCCUUUUGUAAUUGAUGCUUUACUGAAAGGUUUUCAGUAAAGGGAAGUUUUUAAUGUUUGACGUUUUAUCGUGGUUUUGAUAUUCUGUUGGGAGCCGCCCAGAGUGGCUGGGGAAAGCCAGCCAGAUGGGCGGGGUAAGAAUAAUAAUAGUAAUAAUGGAUAAAAGAAUAAUUGAGAGAGAGAGGGAGGAAAGAAAAGAGUGUGGAAAAAGAAAGAGAGAAAAGGGCAGUGUAAUAAAUCCCUUUCCUUUCUAUAGAUUAUUCUAGAGAUACAGGUGAUAUUAUUAUCCUAAUCCAGGUAUGGUCACUAAUAACCCAUUCGAUUCUGUAUAAGCUCGUUUCAGAUAUCAAUAUAUUUGUCCAAAGAAAGUUGACUCCUCUAGGCAGAUGGUUCAAGCUUUGAAGUCCCACGUCAGCCGUUUAAAAAACCCUCAGAGCCGUUUUCCAAAGAGAAGAAUGACCAGGCGGGAGGCUUCCUAAAAGUCGAAAUUACCUAGAAACAGAAUCAAAACUUGUCGCAGCUUUUUGAGCGUCUGUCCAGGCCUGUUCUUAGCAGGCGCUGAAAAGAGUGCAGGAAAGGCGCCUCGAGAUCCUUUGGCAGGGAGUUCCAAAGGUUAUAGGUGCUGCCACCCUGGGCACCCGUAAGAGUGCCACCUCUGCCGAUUGAAGCGGCCAAGCGGGCAGGUCUGGGGCAAGGUGAUUUUGCGGGGAAACUGGUGCCAGGUUGUUGAGGGAAAGGAGGUUCCCGCCAGCCCCAACAAGUCCUUUGGCCGCAGAGUGCGGUGCCAGAGGAGAGCUGCCUCCUUGGCGCCUGAGGCGGGCGCCGUGCCCGCCUGUGAGCCUGCCUCUCUCACAGCUCAGAUGCCGAGGAACCCGCCGGCACGGAGGCGCCCAGCAUGGCCGAGGCGGGCUCCCCCGGGAGGGUGCUCUCCAAGUCCCAGCCCGGGCACCGCAGCUACAACCUCAACGAGCGCCGGCGCAUCGGCAGCAUGACGGGCAUCGAACAGACCCGCUACCCCAAGGUGCCCACCGAUGAGUCCGAGGCCCAGACCCUGGCCUCUGCCGACCUGGACUUCAUGAAAAGCCACAGGUUCGAGGACGUCCCCGGGGUGCGGCGCCACCUGGUCCGGAAGAGCGCCAAAGGCCAGGUGGUCCACAUUGGCAAGGACCGCAAAGAGCCCAGCGCCCGGCAGAAGAAGCACGACCGGCAGCCCCACGAGGUCUUUGUGGAGCUGAACGAGCUGAUUGUGGACAAGAACCAGGAGAUGCAGUGGAAAGAGACGGCUCGCUGGAUCAAGUUUGAGGAGGAUGUGGAAGAGGAGACCGAUCGCUGGGGGAAGCCGCACGUGGCCUCGCUCUCCUUCCGGAGCCUCCUGGAGCUGCGCAGGACCUUGGCUCACGGGGCCGUCCUCCUGGACCUCGGCCAGAGGACCCUGCCAGGGGUGGCACACCAAGUAGUGGAACAGAUGAUCAUUUCGGACCAGAUCCGAGCGGAGGACCGCGCCAACGUUCUGCGAGCGCUGCUCCUCAAGCACAGCCACCCCUCGGACGAGAAGGAGUUCUCCUUCCCCCGCAACAUCUCGGCCGGCUCCCUGGGCUCCCUGCUGGGCCACCACCACAGUGCCAACCACGUCGGCGAGGGGGCCGAGCCCACCGUGACUGACCCCCUCAUCGGGGGCCACACCGGGGAGCACGAGACCCGGGUGGACAUCGAGAAGGAGCGCGAAGUGGCGUCCCCCACACUCCCCGGCCCCAUCACGAGGUCCAAGUCGAAGCACGAGCUGAAGUUGUUGGAGAAGAUUCCAGACAACGCAGAGGCCACGGUGGUGCUUGUGGGCAGCGUGGAGUUCCUGGACCAGCCCACCAUGGCCUUUGUGCGGCUGCAGGAGGCGGCCCUGAUGGACUCGGUCCUGGAGGUGCCCGUCCCGGUGCGCUUCCUCUUUGUCCUGCUGGGGCCCAGCAGCGCCAACAUGGACUACCACGAGAUCGGGCGCUCCAUCUCCACCCUCAUGUCCGACAAGCAAUUCCACGAGGCGGCCUACCUGGCCGACGACCGCCAGGACCUGCUCCACGCCAUCAACGAGUUCCUGGACUGCAGCGUGGUGCUUCCUCCCUCGGAGGUGCAGGGCGAGGAGCUGCUGCGGAGCGUGGCCCACUUCCAGCGGGAGAUGCUGCGGCGGAGGGAGGAGCAGGAGCGGCGUCUCCUCCUGGGGGCCACCAUGGAGCCCAAGUCCCCCGAGGAGAAAGCGCUGCUGAAGGUGGUGGAGGAGGAGGAGGAGCCGGACCCCCUCCGGCGAACGGGGCGGCCUUUCGGGGGUUUGGUCCAGGACGUCUGCCGCCGUUACCCCAAAUACCUGAGUGACUUCCGGGACGCCCUGGACGCCCAGUGUCUGGCUGCCAUCAUCUUCAUUUACUUUGCUGCCCUGUCGCCGGCCAUCACCUUUGGGGGGCUGCUGGGUGAGAAGACGCAGGGGCUGAUUGGGGUCUCGGAGCUGAUCAUCUCCACCUCGGUCCAAGGCAUCUUCUUCUGCCUGCUGGGCGCCCAGCCCCUCCUGGUCAUCGGCUUCUCAGGCCCCCUCCUCGUUUUUGAGGAGGCCUUUUUCAUGUUCUGCACCUCGCAGGGCCUGGACUACCUGGUGGGUCGCGUCUGGAUCGGAUUCUGGCUCAUCCUGAUUGUGCUGGUCAUGGUGGCGUUUGAGGGCAGCUUCCUGGUGCGCUACGUCUCCCGCUUCACCCAGGAAAUCUUCGCCUUCCUCAUCUCCCUCAUCUUCAUCUACGAGACCUUCUUCAAGCUCAUCAAGAUCUUCCAGGAGCACCCGCUCAACAGCUGCACAAAAGCCAACGGCACUGGCGACAUCAGCCUGGACGGCAAUACCACCCUGGUCUUGGGCAACGGGACGUCCGUCCGCUCCGCUGCCAAAGUGACCGGCCAGCCCAACACGGCCCUCCUCUCGCUAGUCCUCAUGGCCGGCACCUUCUUCAUCGCCUUCUUCCUGCGCAAGUUUAAGAACAGCCGCUUCUUCCCCGGACGGGUCCGGCGUGUGAUUGGAGAUUUCGGGGUGCCCAUCGCUAUCCUCAUCAUGGUGCUGGUAGACUACAGCAUCCAGGACACCUACACACAGAAACUUUCUGUGCCCCACGGCUUCUCGGUCACGGACCCCCAGAAGCGAGGCUGGGUGAUCAACCCCCUGGGCGAGACUCAGGCCUUCCCCAUCUGGAUGAUGGUGGCCAGUGUCCUGCCGGCCGUCCUGGUCUUCAUCCUCAUCUUCAUGGAGACACAAAUCACGACGCUGAUCAUCAGCAAGAAGGAGCGGAAGCUACAGAAGGGCUCCGGCUUCCACCUGGACCUGCUCCUCAUUGUGGCCAUGGGGGGCUUCUGCGCCCUCUUUGGGCUGCCCUGGCUGGCAGCUGCCACCGUGCGCUCCGUCACCCACGCCAACGCCCUCACGGUCAUGAGCAAGGCCGUGGCCCCCGGGGACAAGCCCAAGAUCCAGGAGGUCAAGGAGCAGCGCGUCACCGGGCUGGUGGUGGCCGUGCUCGUGGGCCUGUCGAUUGUGAUUGGCGACCUUCUGCGCAAGAUCCCCCUGGCCGUCCUCUUUGGGAUCUUCCUCUACAUGGGCGUCACCUCUCUGAACGGGAUCCAGUUCUACGAGCGACUCCACCUGCUGCUCAUGCCCCCCAAGCACCACCCAGAUGUCACCUAUGUCAAAAAGGUGCGGACCCUGAGGAUGCACCUCUUCACGCUCCUGCAGCUGGCCUGCCUGGCGGUGCUGUGGGCCGUCAUGUCCACGGUGGCCUCGCUGGCCUUCCCCUUCAUCCUCAUCCUGACGGUCCCCCUCCGCAUGUGCCUGCUCAGCCGCAUCUUCACCGAGAGGGAGAUGAAGUGUCUGGACGCAGACGAGGCCGAGCCCAUCCUGGACGAGAGGGAAGGGGUGGACGAGUACAACGAGAUGCCCAUGCCCGUGUGAGGUGGGCAGGAUGGGCGGAGACCCGCAGGGCAGCAGCCGGAAAGGGUCCUGGAGAUGGCACCCCCCAGUGCCUUGACCACCCACCCCCCACCCCCAGUGCCUUCUUGCCCGCAUCCCUCAGCUGCCUCUGGGGGGGCGCUCAGCACACUCACAACACCCCUGAGGCACCCUCCACACCCCUUUGCUUCCUUGUGCCUGCCUUAGAGGGGGGGGCGUGCCCCACCCUCGCCCCCAAAGACAAUCACCCUCCAGCCCCGUCGAAUCUCAGCACGGCUUUCUUAAGGCAGGGCGUCCGGCAAGGGCCGUGGGGCUGGGGCUCUCCCCUCCCUGGGAGCCUCUCCAAGCGGCGCAGCCACCCCAGCCGUGCCCAGCCAAAGGCCAAGGAAGAGGUGCCCCCAGGAAAGCGGGGCUGGGCACCCCCCCCCCAGGAGGAAGUGAGUGGGGCAGGUCCAUAGGGCCGCGCUGGAGGCAGGACAAUGCGUUGUGGGGAGGCUGGGGGGCGGCGGCGGAAGGGAGCCCUCUGCCCCAUUCCUUGCUGAACGAUGGAAUCAAAUAAAGCAAGAGAAGGAAGUC